This is a messenger RNA of Epinephelus moara (kelp grouper), 7810 nucleotides long. It is a transcript of the gene phaf1, whose product is annotated as phagosome assembly factor 1. Lineage: Eukaryota; Metazoa; Chordata; Actinopteri; Perciformes; Serranidae. Gene Ontology annotation, cellular component: trans-Golgi network; synaptic vesicle membrane; dendrite. Bases 1198 to 2481 code for a protein of 427 amino acids. The record is from RefSeq and is a predicted model, not a curated record. Gene Ontology annotation, biological process: Golgi to plasma membrane protein transport. The transcript has 16 exons.
UCAGCUGAUCCCGCUGGCUGUUGUUGAUGCCCGAAGUUGCUGUUGUUUGGACACUGUGUUGCUCUUAUCUGCUCCUGACAUUGAAGACACAUUAAACCCGAGUAAGGGACACGGUGGACAUUUACCGGCCGAGGAGCUUCCGAGUUACAAGCGAAGCGUCUCUCAGAGGACUUUGAAUUUGCGCACUAGCGGCAGAAGAGCUAACAGCUCCAAAGCUUGAACCUUCGCUGAAAGGAAGAAAGAAAAACAGCAAAGACAGCCGACGGCUUGGCGUGCUUUCUUUGUUUAUGUCGUGCCAGUGUGAACCGCAGUAUUCAUUUUCUUUGUCUUGAAUUUAGAAUUUUUUUCUGCACAUACGUUAUUUAUAUUUAUACUUUAUUACCAUAGCGCAGAGGGCACCUAGCUCGUCAGCUAACGUUAGCCCAUAGCGCAAAGAAACAGUCUUGUUGUCAAGCUUUGAUGCUUUCGUAACCGCCCGGCAGUGACACAUAGCUAACAGUCGCAACUGUCCGCUUUGGAGACAUUAUUUUGGUGCCUCUAAUUUUUUUUUAGGUGUUUGUCACUGGACCAGGUUUUGUGUUGGUUCGUUGGAGACACACGACAGCACUGUAACCGAACAAGUGGAUGUUAAUUUGAAGCCUGAAGGAGACGUGUGUGGCUGUUAGACACGUCUGACUUAUUGCUUGUUUAUCCUUCAGUUUGAAUCGAGUCAUUUUUUUUAUCUAUAUCGAUUUUAAACCACACAAACAAGUAAUAGAUUAACAGACAGCUGGCCUUGUACGUUUUAGUUUGGCUGGCAGGUUGCGUAACGUUAAUAUUGUGUGUGUGCAAGCUGUCAGUCUCUGCUGGGUAACUUGUUAAGCUGUAAUUUAAAACAUAUGUUUCCCUGCAAGCCUUAGGUGUUCAGCCUCAGGUGGCUCUGUGGAUGUCAUUUUGAAUAUUUAACACAUUUUUUAUUACAUAUGACGUGUGAGAGUGGCCACCUUUCAUUGUAACCCAUAGAUUAAGCAGCUGUUUGAUGCUCACACUCAUGAAUUUGGUGUCUUUAGUGAAAUAAGUAGAUAGAGUUAUGAAUUAAAGUAGCUGUCUGAAGACAUUGUAAGGCUGUGCUGUGAUCAGGGAAAGACAGGCGAAGAGAAAGGGUCCCUCAGAGGGUCCCAUUGUGUCUUGAGGUGAGCUGCCCCCCACUACUUGCCAAUGCUGGAUCUGGAGGUGGUGCCUGAGAGAUCACUAGGAAAUGAGCAAUGGGAAUUCGCCUUAGGGAUGCCAUUGGCCCAGGCCAUCUCUAUUCUACAGAAACACUGCCGCAUCAUCAAAAAUGUCCAGGUGCUAUACAGUGAACAGACGCCACUCAGCCAUGACCUCAUACUGAACUUGACUCAGGAUGGGAUUAAACUGCUGUUUGAUGCCACAAAUCAGAGACUCAAGGUGAUCGAAGUGUAUGACCUGAGCAAAGUCAAGUUGAAAUACUGUGGAGUCCAUUUCAACUCUCAGGCCAUUGCCCCCACAAUAGAGCAAAUAGACCAGUCAUUUGGAGCUACGCACCCUGGAGUUUACAAUGCUGCAGAGCAGUUGUUCCAUCUCAAUUUUCGAGGCCUGUCCUUCUCCUUCCAACUGGACUCAUGGAAUGAAGCUCCGAAAUACGAGCCUAACUUUGCCAUGGGUUUGGCCUCCCUGCAGAUUCCACAUGGGGCCAUGGUCAAGAGGAUGCACAUCUACACUGGCAACAACCUGCAAGAAACAAGAGCUCCGGCGAUGCCGCUGGCUUGUUUCCUUGGUAACAUCUUUGCAGAGUGUGUGGAUGUCCUGAGAGAUCAGGCCGGGCCUCUGGGGCUCAAACUCCGCCUUCUCACUGCAGGAUGUGGUCCAGGUGUGAUGGCUGAUGCUAAAGUCAAGUCCCUAGAAAGGAGCAUCUACUUUGGAGAUUCCUGUCAGGAUGUAUUGGGUGCUCUGGGCUCGCCACAUAAAAUCUUUUACAAGUCUGAGGACAAGAUGAAGAUCCACUCUCCAUCACCUCACAAGCAGGUUCCUUCGAAAUGUAACGACUACUUCUUCAACUACUUCACCCUCGGAGUGGAUAUCCUGUUCGACUCUACAACUCACCUGGUUAAGAAGUUUGUCCUCCAUACCAACUACCCCGGACAUUACAACUUCAAUAUAUAUCAUCGAUGCGACUUUAAAAUUCCACUAGUCAUAAAGAAAGAAGGAGCUGAGUCUCAGACAGAGGACUGCAUCUUAACCACAUACAGCAAGUGGGAUCAGAUUCAGGAACUGCUCGGUCACCCGAUGGAAAAACCUGUUGUCCUCCACAGGUCCUCAUCAGCCAAUAACACCAACCCCUUCGGCUCUACCUUCUGCUUUGGACUGCAGAGGAUGAUCUUUGAGGUGAUGCAGAAUAACCACAUAGCAUCAGUGACCCUGUAUGGUGCUCCACGGACCGCUAGUCAAGCCCGACCUGAGUCCAGUAGUAGUUCCCACUGAACAAGUAACCAGAACCACAUCUCGUCCUUAAUCGAGUACCUCUGCUGACUGAAUCUCUAACCCAGAGCCAGAUUCUUAACCAAGCAGAUGUAACCCAGAACAACAUCAUCAUUCAUACCCAGCUCAGAUGCUACUCAUUGAACAGAAACGCAACCAGAACCCAGAAUAAUCAAGUCUAACCUGGCAUUUAUCAACAUUUCCCGGUGGGUCCUAAGACUUACUCUUCCACUUGGACAAACCCAGUUGGCACAGUCAACCCAACCCGGAUUAUCCCAGGACCCAGGAUCAAGUGACAUGGUCGCAGUGCUGGACCACUGAUGCUUUGAAAUGAAUGAAUGGAAUGAUGUCUGUUGUGGGGGUACAACGCACUGGUGCUGCAAACUGACACGGUGAAGAAAUCUGCGCCAAAGUAGAGCUCAGUUGUUUCCAUCCAUUUUUCCCAGCACCAUAGAAGAAGUGUUUGUCCAGACUGUAGUUUGGAUGGCAUGGCUCCGCCUGCCUAUACAUGACAAUAACCUUCAUAACAUUGUGGUGAGAUAAUCAGCAUUUAAUUAUCAUCUGCAACAAAUCUCAAUGAAAACUGCUGCGGCCAAAGUCUUGAAACAAACUACUUGCCUGACCCACUGUAUACUCGUCAACCAACCACACUGCCAGCCCAACCGGUACCGCCUGUCUUCCUGCCAUGACUUUGGAACCAGGCCCGACUGGCUCCAUCAAAACCUGGACACAUAAACCACAAGUACCAAACCCACCCAGCCCAACCAAGAGCCAUCAGAGCCAAACACAUCGGAAGCUGCAGAGGACUGAAACCAAAAACAGGAAAAAAAUAAUAUGAGAAUCCAGAUUUUGGCGUACAAGAGAAGAACCAAACACACAGGGUUUGGAGAGACGCGUGGCCCAGAACACACCCACAGCAGCCGGGUGACCAGAUGUGAAGCCUCUCGAAGCGGAACGAUCCAAACAUCAUCAUCUCCCUCAUCCACCUUUCUACCCACUUUCUCUUUCUCCAACCUUUUUCAGUGGUGCCCACAAAUACACACACUCAAGCACACAGCAGUAAACACUAUUGACCCACAGCUGUUGUUAUUUGCAGCUCUGAACGUUGGCGUGUUUGUCUCCUUGCUUAUACACACACUAACACACACACACACACACACACACACACACACACACACACAUAAAUGAGCAUCUGCAUGUGUGAGGCUGCUGUUUUUUCAAAUUAAUGUUUCUCCGCAGACUUUAAUUCAAACACACAGAACAUUUCAAUCCCUUCACUACUGUUCUCACGUGUAUUUCGAAUACAUGAAAGCUCUCUUUUUAGCCUUUGAAUCGCAACACAAACAUGGAGACAUGCAGGCAUGUGACGAGAAUUUGCAUGAACUUGGCAGACGCUUUUGAAUGAGAGGAGACUUAUUAUAAGCACAAAGGGCAACCUGUUUUAUUUCACCCUGCAUGUUGUGAGGGGCAUAGACUUGUUUUAUUUCUCUCUGCCCUGCGUCACUCGUUCACACCAUGACCAUUUUCAUUGUGUUCUGUUUUUGCAUUUGCACUAAUACACACCUUUUUACUUGACUGGUUGAUUGUGCCCUUAAUCACAGAUGGAUUUAUGGAGAAAUUUGGGAGAUUUGUGUGUGUGUGUGUGUGUGUGUGUGUGUGUGUGUGUGUGUGUGUGUGUGUGUGUGUGUGUGUGUGUGCGUGUGCGUGUGCGUGUGCGUGUGUUUUAUCCAUAGUUUCAGAUAGAGGAGAGGCCCUCCCAUGGUGCAUGCACUCUUAGAAAUUAAGGUACUAACUAGAACCAUACAGGGUUCUUUGACUUUUCCCCAUAGAAGAACCCUUUUUGAUCCCUGUUAGAACCUUUUAUUAGGAUUCCUCCUGAAAUCCUUUCAGGGGAUUCUACCUAGAACCCAACAUAAAAGGUCAAGGGUACCACGUCCAGCAUCCUUUGACUUCAUGAGGCUAAAGGGUCGGGGCUGACCUGGUCAAGCACAACACUCAUUUUUCACAAUCGUGUUUCUAUGGGGUGGAGAUUUUGUGAAAUCAGAACUACGACAGUUUACUAUUUCAGUAGGGAAGUAUUGGAAAAGAAACUCUUUUAUUGUCUUUUAAAUUUAGAAACAAACACAGAAUGCUAAAAUCAGAAAUAUGUCAAUUUAAAAUAAGGAAGUAAAAUUUUUGCAGACCAUGUGGUAUUGUAUGGUAUGGUAUGAAAUGCGGGUAAAAAUGGCAGAACACAGUACAAUGAAUUGAUUAAGGGGAUUCCAGAUACAUUACAUUUAAAAAAUACCUGGGGACCCUAGUUUACGAAACCAGACGAAACCUGGGUGAUCAUUUGUAUAUGUAAAGGGUGAGGGUCACACUCAUGCUUUUAAUUAUCAUUAAAGAACCCUUUUUCCGAAGAAAAAAAAAAAGGUUCUUUGGAUGAACAUGAUUCUAAAUGGAACCCUUAGUCUUACAAAGAAAUCUUUAAGAACCCUUUCUUCAAAAAAAAGCGGUGGGUUCUUUAAAAGUUAAUGGUUCUGGGUAGAACCUCUGCCUUUCAGGUGGAACCCUUAUUUCUAAGAGCAAAGUGUAUGCAUUCAUAUCCUCUGUGCUAUACCCUUCUCCCUUUUUCUUCUUCUCCACAUCUGAUCAAUGCAUCGCAAUUCAUCCCUCAGCAAUGUCUGCAUUUAUUUCUUUGUUGAAUUGCCAAAUGCUACAGCCAAAGAUGUUUCAGGAUGAUUUCAUUUGAUAUGCCGACAUUAUCACUGCAGUCUCUUGUCUACACCUGUCCUAUGGGGAGAGUCGUGUUUUGACCUCCUCUUUUUUCUCUUGUGUCAAACCUGCACAUCAAAGUCAUUGCCGUGGUAAUGCCUCUAAAUUCAGCUCCUGGUUUCUGUAACUGCUGGCUGUAAUUACAUAAGGCAUAAUUAGCUAACUUGUGUGUGUUCUGAAACCAAUCAGCCUGUCUUUCAUUUGGAUUUGGUUACAGCCAGAGACCUGUUAACAAUAGUAACAAAUAGUGUCGUCCCUCUUGUGAGUCUCUUGUACACUUGUUAUUGUUGUCAGUGAGCUGUAAUUUAAAGAAUUACCAUCAUUUCUCUGUGAAGUCAGUACAUUUGAACCCAUUUAGGCAAUGGGGAAGAGCAUCAGUCAUUCCAUCGUAACAUUUGUUUCCCUCUCAAUGUCUGAAUUUAAAAUCUUUUUAAUCAUAAGCAUUUGAAUAAACUGUGUAUUAAUUUUAAUACACAUAUUCUCGUUUAUUGUCCCUCAAUACAAAUGCCAUUUGGGGUUUUUUUUGUUUUGCUUUUUCACAAUUUCUGAAUUUAUGAUUGCUUGUAUGAACAUGUGUGAAGGCAUCAGGGUUGAAGUCGGGGCCCGUAUACAUGACGAAAUGUUGAAAGUGCCAAGUGGAAAAUUAAGAGUGGAAAAUGCUGUUGGCUGUUUGUACGCUGUUUGCCGAAAUACAAUAUUUUUUCAGAACAGGUAAUAUAUUUCCUAUAUCAAGUUUGUUAUGAGGUAUAUCAAGCAGCUGUACAUCCAAAACCAAUGAAAAAAAAAUCCCCUUGGCUUUUUGAUGAGGGAACGAGGGCAACGCUAACUUGCCCAUCUGCCCGCAAAAAAAAACAAAAAAAGAAGUCAUCCCUGCAGUAGCACUCAAUUGGUUGAUUGAUUUCCUUCACUGAAACCAAAUUGUAUCACGAUGUGAGUUAACUUAUGACCAGCAGAAUCCUCAAAGAAUAGCCAGCCAGCUGUCUAAGGCUGCACCCACACUAAAAUGUCAUUUUAAAACGAGAGUUGUUGUGUUUGCUAGCGUCCAUACUUUUCCAGAAUAUUUGAACCCCUUAAACAGAGACCUUUAAAAACACUGCUGACCCCUUUUUAGUUUGAAAACGCCAAUAUUGCGUUUUAGUCUGGACGGGUGAAAACAGACCUUUAAAAACAGCGUACAUACCUUUUUUGACUGUCUGUCUUGUGUGGGUACUCCUCUCCCAUUGCCAUGGCUUCCUCUGGCGCUGAAUAAUGCUCUUGGCCGGAACUGUUCUAGAAUGUUGCCGUAUUUGCUUUGUAACGAAUCCCAAUCUGUUUUCCUCCAUCUUAUACUCUUGUUACCUUUAUUCCACCUCUUUGGUGCAAGCAAAGAAAUUACUUGUCUUGCCAUCUCCGUAGAAUUUUCUGUACCUAAAGCCGUUUUCUCGUAUGAACUCCAGUCAAUGUCUGGAGAAUCAGGUUCAAAACAUUGUGCAGAGUUUCUCCUUUACAUGUAGCACUCAACAGGAGAUUGUCCAUGUCAAGAGCGUUCUCACCCACUGAAAACUGGAAACACUCUAUUUGGUUUAGGUUAGGGUUCGCACUUGGAUAGAGCGUGCAGGAGGCAGGACAUGACACAGAUUACACAGCAGUCAUGUUGCUGGUUCGUAAUGUGGUCAUAAACAGCAGAGUCUCUUGGUGUUCCUUGAAUUUCUCUCACAGUUUUGGCUUUUACUCUUACUGACAGAAGUUCUGAAUCUUUCCAUCUCUCCAGUUAGACAUUUUCGUUGCUGUGUCAUGUAAAUGAUCCUUCUUCUUCACCCUGGGAUGUUUUUCUUACGGUUUCACGUGAGCCUCAUGAAAUAGCAGCUAGCAGGGUAAAGACUGCUUAAUGUUAAAGGCAACUGAUUUGGACAUUUGUGUUCUCACAUACAGCCCCUCGGGCUAAUGUCUAGAUAAUUUAAGGUUUGAAAUGUGUGAAAGGGGCUUCAGCAACAAACCGCAGAGCAGACAAUGUGCUUUGUGUUUACACCAGUAUGCGCAUUCCCCGUGUACGUGAAUUGUAAUUUGAUAUGUGUUCUUUAGGCGUGUUGAUAGGGGUGAGAUCAACUCUUGAAUCAUGCUAAAACCAUUGUGGUACGGAGAUGAUUUUCAUUCUAAAAUGAAAAUGUUUUAGUGGAUGUGGCCUAAAGUUCUGAAUCAAUAAAAUAACUGGGAAUUAUGGGUUAACUUUUACAAUUCACCAGUAGUAGCCUUUAUAUACAGUAUCUUUUUUUUUUUUUUUUUGCACAGCAUGGCUCCAAACCGUUUUCCUGUGGUUUCUUACUGUACAAAUGGCCAUGAGAAGACCAUGUUAAAGAGAAGAACUGAAUUUCUAUGCUGUGUAAAGCCAGUCAGUCAGGCUGUGUGUAUGUAUUCGGGCCCUGAUGCUUGGAGUUGAUAUUGAUGUACAAAUGCUGUAAAUAGUUGUGUGCUCUUAUUCUGGCGUCCUCUUAUUUACAUGAUCUUAAUGGCUUGGCACAGACACAACUUUACUCAGGCACUGGCUGAGUAUCUUAAUAUUUCCUCCUUGAUUCUGAAUAAACUUAAAACUCAGGAGGAG